This is a messenger RNA of Pogonomyrmex barbatus (red harvester ant), 1253 nucleotides long. RefSeq lists its product as uncharacterized. The record is from RefSeq and is a predicted model, not a curated record. Lineage: Eukaryota; Metazoa; Arthropoda; Insecta; Hymenoptera; Formicidae.
UGUUCGCUGCCACGUAUCACUUGCGACGGGAGAUCGGUACGGAGAGCCCGCGAGAAAAACUGUGGAUCGAAACGUUGCUCGCUCUGAGCGACAGAGCGAUGAUCUACGAGAGAACAACGAGAGAGAGAAAAUUUUGAGACGUUAAAUUCGUCGUUUCUACGGACGGUUGGAAUAACAGUGUGUGGGAGGUUGCGAUAUGAAGAAGAGUCGCGAUCUUCUCGAACGCGUGGCGGGAGUUGAAGGGAUGUGCGCCUAUCGCGUUUGGGAACGGGAGUAUAUCGAGUGUCUCGAGGUCUUGAGAGAUAGAUAUGAGAAUAGAGUUGAUCCUACGGUUACCGGAACGAUAAAUUCUCUGGUCUCUCGAGUAGCGCAGUUGGAGGGUGCGAGAUUCGCUUUGAGUCGACGUUUUGGUUACUUGGGUGCAAGAUACGACGGUUCGAAAGAAUUCGAAUGGGUGGAUAUCGAGACGGCCUUCGCGAAUCGCGUACGAACGGGUGCUGUGGUAAACAUCGAGUACGUCGAACCCCGACGGUUUCUCGAGGCUGCGAGGGCCACGGUGCUCGAGCGAGUACGGGUCGAUCUCGAUAUGCACGCGUGUUUAAAGGUCAAUACCGUGUUUCACGGGGAGUUCGUCGCGAAUAAUAAGAGCGCUGUUAAGAGCAUUCGCACGAGGAAUCGUCAGUUAUUCGGUAUGUCCGAUCUACGAGAAUGGUAUGACGGAGAUGUUAUAAAUGUUGUUCUGACGUCACUGGAAGAAUUUCAGGAACGCGACAGCGGUUGGGCGUUACUUCGGAUAUUAAAUUUGAUGAUCAAUGUGAACAAGUGUAAUCCUAUGCACGCUGGAUGUUGGAUGUCACUUCCUCCGAAAAUAAGAUAUAAGAGAGCCGUGAUUAACGUAUGUUCAAACGACAACGCGUGCUUCGCGUGGGCGGUGAUGGCCGCUCUAUAUCCCAUUGAUCUACACUCGGACAGACCGUCGUCGUAUCCUCACUAUUCGUUGGUGCUGAAUUUCGAUGGUAUUGACUUUCCUAUGAUACUACGAAACAUCACUAGAUUCGAACGUCUUAAUGAUUUGUCUAUCAACGUAUUUGCCAUUCGAGAGAAAAGGGAGAGGAACGGUAUCAUGAUCGUUCCCUUGUCGCUCAUGGGGAACAAGAAGUCUACGCACGUAAAUUUGCUCUAUCUGUCGAACGAGCGGCGCGGCGAUAACUUCGGUCACUUCGGAUAAAGCAUCUGUUUCGACCGUCGCAAAU